UUCUUAUAAGAUUGCCCAUCAGUGAAAUGAAGAUAAGCCCUCAUUAAUGGUUUCCUUUGCCUCGCAACAACAGAAUCCCUCACAUUUUUCGGCAUAUAAUUCGAAGCAGACAGAAGGAACUAUUGCCGAGUAUUUUUUCCGACAGCUGCGGUCUCACUCUGAUCUGUGUCUGAAAUCUUGUUUCAACUCUUUUUUACACGUUUUAAAUCAAGGUUAUAGAAGUCCGAGAGCUCAGCAAAGGGCAGCCAUGGCGGUUUUGCGCUCAUUAUUUUCUUUAUUUGAUGUCCAAGAACUCUUUCUGAUGUGUUUUCUGGCUUUCCGUGCUGCCCAGUUUGUAGAACGGAUGAUUUGAGAUUUGUCGCCGAUUGGGAACAGCGAUGGCUGGGAUAGAUGACAAGUUCUCCAUUUUUGAAGAAUGGGGAACUUUUAAUCCCAGCCCGAUAACAUUUAUACCAUUUCAUGAUCUUGGAGAUGGGGGACAUUUAGGCUCUACGGUGUCUGAGAAUGAGAAAACAGCAUUGGAUUACAAGGAAGAAGUGAAAAGUUCUGCCUCAGAACCCUACAGUGAUAUCUUCUCCGGAACAGUCCAGUUUAAGAUUACCAAAUCAAGCUCAAGAGGGGCUUUAAGUGAAAGGAUUGCAGCUAGGGCUGGUUUUAGUACAUUAACAGUCAAUACUAGCAGAAAUGGAACAGAGAACGUGAUCUCUUCACCUUCAGACAAGAUUUCUUCAUGUUUGGUGCUUUCUCCAGGUCUCAGUCCUACGGCAUUUUUGGAAUCUCCAGUUUUGCUUUCAAAUUCCAUGGCCGAACCGUCGCCGACCACUGGGAAACUUCCUUUUGCACAUACCAAGGACAAUACUUCAUUUUCAACAUUGAUCUCAGAAGAAACUUACAAAAAUAAUGUUCAAAAGAUCGAAGAAUUUUGUGACGAUGCAUUUACCUUCCCUCGACUGUGUUCAGAUUUCCCUUUCCUAUCAAAUGCCAAAAACAAAUUUGUUUCAUCCAUCAAUCAAAGACAAUCUGAAACAAAAGAGAAUGCCGAAGAAACGAAAGCUGAUUCCUUUCUGGGAAAUGAAUGCUCUCCAAGUGAUGAAAAUCAUUAUGGAGGAACAGAUCCAAAAGGAGAGUCCUCAUCCAUGCCUGUCAUUGCUCCAGAAGAGGAUGGAUACAACUGGAGGAAGUACGGGCAGAAACACGUUAAGGGUAGCGAGUUCCCUCGCAGUUAUUAUAAGUGCACUUUCUUAAAUUGCCCAGUGAAGAAGAAGGUUGAAAGAUCGCUUGAGGGUCAUGUUACUGAAAUAAUCUACAGGGGUGCUCACAACCACCCCAAGCCUCCAUCAAACCGCAGGCCAUGCGCUACAUCUUCUCAUUCCUUCAGUGACACACAAGUGGAGGGUUCAGAUUAUCAGAGCCUUAAUUCUGAAUUUGAUGGAAAUCUCUCAUUGCUGAACUCUGAAAAUGGAAAUGUGGGAUCAGGAUGGAGAAGGGAUGCCAUGGAAGCUGCUUCUUCAGUAGCUUCUGUUGCUGAGUUUGCAACUUCUAACUCCAUGCAGACACAGAGUGGCAGUCGAUACAGCGGCUCAGAGGUCAUGCAUUUGUCAUCAGCAAUGUCUAAUGACGAAGAGGACGAUGGAGCAACAAAUGGUUGUCUUUCAGUUAGAUGUGAUGCUGAAGGGGAGGAGAGGGAUCCAAAAAGAAGCAAACUAGAUCUGUGCUCUAUUGACAUGAGUGCAGCUUCGAGGGCCAUGCGAGAGCCUCGUGUUGUGGUUCAGACAACUAGCGAGGUCGAUAUUCUCGACGACGGUUACCGAUGGCGUAAGUACGGGCAAAAAGUCGUGAAAGGAAAUCCAAAUCCAAGGAGCUACUACAAGUGUACGAACCCAGGUUGCACGGUGCGCAAGCAUGUGGAAAGAGCAUCGCAUGAUCUUAAGUCUGUCAUCACCACAUAUGAAGGAAAGCACGACCACGACGUACCCGCCGCCAAAACUAGUAACAAUCAAAACUCCGGUUCGUCGAACACCGCCACAAUUGGGAUGCAACAGCCCCAUAAUAGCUUCCACGGAAGAGCCGAGGAAGUUCAAGAAAGCUUCAGGAGGCUUCAAAGCGACGAUCCCUUUGCAUUGCCUUGCGGAGCUCCGCAAUUGCGUGUGACGGCUGAAUAUGGGGCCUAUGCUAUAGGUUUUGGCCAAGAGGGCAUGGUUAACCUUGGCAUUGGUGGUUUAGGUCCAAUGAAGCAGAUGAAGAUGCCAGGUUUUUCUCCACUUCAUCCAUAUUUGGAGCAGCAGAGAAGAGUUGAUGGAGAGUUUAUUGUGCCAAAUGAUCUGCCAACAAUUCCCAAUGCUCGGAAUGGAUUUUAUCAGUUUUCAGACAGAUUACCUCUGGGUACUUAUCUAUGAAUAUGUGCAUGCAUGCAUCAACUUAUUGAUGAUAAGUUUAUCAUAUUUUAUGAAUAGUUAGAUAGGAGUUAGGAAAAGAAAUGCAUCAUGUUUGAUGAAUGGGGAGAACUUUACAAGUGAAAUUAUACUAAUGACAAAUUUUUACAUUGCAGUAAGUUUAGUUUUUUGGUUUUU
This is a messenger RNA of Phalaenopsis equestris, 2570 nucleotides long. Its product is annotated as probable WRKY transcription factor 2. The coding region runs from base 378 to 2396 and encodes 672 amino acids. Gene Ontology annotation, biological process: regulation of DNA-templated transcription. The record is from RefSeq and is a predicted model, not a curated record. NCBI's taxonomy places the organism in Eukaryota, Viridiplantae, Streptophyta, Magnoliopsida, Asparagales, Orchidaceae. The transcript has 6 exons. Gene Ontology annotation, molecular function: DNA-binding transcription factor activity; sequence-specific DNA binding.